Molecule: messenger RNA, 2232 nt
Organism: Acanthosepion pharaonis
Lineage: Eukaryota; Metazoa; Mollusca; Cephalopoda; Sepiida; Sepiidae
Source: the annotation of a GenBank genome assembly
AUGCUUUUAUUUCUUUCUUUCAUUCUCGCCAUUGUCAGUAUAUCUUUCUUUCUUUCUUCUUUCUUUCUUUCUUUCUUUAGGUUACAACAAUUUCUUUCUUUCUUUCUUUCUUCUUUCUCGCUCUUUUUAGCAUUUCUUUCGGUCUUUCUUUCUCGCCAUUGUCAGUAUUUCUUUCUUUCUUUCUUUCUUUCUUUCUUUCUUUCUCGCACUUAUCAGUAUUUCUUUCUUUCUUUCUUUCUUUCUCGCACUUGUCAGUAUUUCUUUCUUUCUUUCUUUCUUUCUUUCUUUCUUUCUUUCUUUCUUUCUCGCACUUGUCAGUAUUUCUUUCUUUCUUUCUUUCUUUCUUUCUUUCUUUCUUUCUUUCCCUUGUUCCAUUCUUUCUUUCUUUCUUUCUUUCUUUCUUUCUUUCUUUCUUUCUUUCUUUCCCUUGUUCCAUUCUUUCUUUCUUUCUUUCUUUCUUUCUUUCUUUCUUUCUUUCUCGCCCUUGUCAAUAUUUCUUUCUUUCUUUCUUUCUUUCUUUCUUUCUUUCUUUCUUUCUCGCCCUUCAUUUCUUUCUUUCUUUCAUUCUUUCGUUCUUUAUUUAUUUAUUUAUUUCCCUUGUCAGUAUUUCUUUCUUUCUUUCUUUCUUUCUUUCUUUCUUUCUUUCUUUCUUGCCCUUGUCAGUAUUUCUUUCUUUCUUUUUUUCUUUCUUUUCAUUCCAUCUUUCAUUCUUGCUUUUUCUUGAGGUUUUCUUUCUUUUUUUCUUUCUCUAGCAUUUCUUUCUUUCUUUCCUUUGUCAGUAUAUAUUACUUUUUUCUUUUUUUUCUUUCUUUCUUUCUUUCCCUUGUCAGUAUUUCUUUCUUUCUUUCACUAGCAUUUCUUUCUUUCUUUCGUUCUUUAUUUAUUUAUUUAUUUCCCUUGUCAGUAUUUCUUUCUUUCUUUCUUUCUUUCUUUCUUUCUUUCUUUCUUUCUUUCAUUCUUUCUUUCUCGCCCUUGUCAGUUGCAACAUUUUCUUUCUUUCUCGCUCUUUUCAGCAUUUCUUUCUUUCAUUAUUUCUUUCUUUCUUUCUUUCUUUCUUUCUUUAUUUAUUUAUUUAUUUAUUUAUUUCCCUUGUCAGUAUUUCUUUCUUUCUUUCUUUCUUUCUUUCUUUCUUUCUUUCUUGUCCUUGUCAGUAUUUCUUUCUUUCUUUCUUUCUUUCUUUCUUUCUUUUCAUUCCAUCUUUCAUUCUUGCCUUUUUUUGAGAUUUUCUUUCUUUCUUUCUUUCUUUCUUUCUUUCUUUCUUUCUUUCUUUCUCUAGAUUACAACAUUUUCUUUUUUUCUCACUCUUUUCAGCAUUUCUUUCUUUCUUUCUUUCCUUUGUCAGUAUAUCUUUGUCUCUUUCUUUCUUUCUUUCUUUCUUUCUUUCUUUCUUUCUUUCCCUUUAUUUCUUUCUUUCUUUCUUUCUUUCUUUCUUUCUUUCUUUCUCUAGGAAAAAGUUGGUGUAACAUCUAUCUAUCUAUCUAUCUAUCUAUCUAUCUAUCUCAGCUUAUUCGUAUCUAUCUAUCUAUCUAUGUUUAUUUUUAUCUAUCUAUCUCAUUUUGUUCAUUAUCUAUCUAUCUAUCUAUCUAUCUAUCAAUCUAUCUAUUUCAGCUUGUUCGUAUCUAUCUAUCUAUCUAUCUAUGUUUAUUUUUAUCUAUCUAUCUCAUUUUGUUCAUUAUCUAUCUAUCUAUCUAUCUAUCUAUCUAUCUCAGCUUGUUCGUAUCUAUCUAUCUAUCUAUCUAUCUAUCUAUCUCAUUUUGUUCAUUAUCUAUCUAUCUAUCUAUCUAUCUCAGCUUGUUCGUAUCUAUCUAUCUAUGUUUAUUUUUAUCUAUCUCAUUUUGUUCAUUAUCUAUCUAUCUAUCUAUCUAUCUAUCUAUCUAUCUAUCUCAGCUUGUUCGUAUCUAUCUAUCUAUCUAUCUAUCUAUCUAUCUCAUUCUGUUUCAUAUCUAUCUCAGCUUGUUCGUAUCUAUCUAUCUAUCUAUGUUUAUUUUUAUCUAUCUCAUUUUGUUCAUUAUCUAUCUAUCUAUCUAUCUAUCACAGCUUGUUCGCAUCUAUCUAUCUAUCUAUCUAUCUCAGCUUGUUCGUAUCUAUCUAUCUAUCUAUCUAUCUAUCUAUCUAUGUCAGAUUCUUUACCGUUGCAAAAAAGCAUUUCGAUUUACCUACUCACCUGUGUCGCGCAAAUGGAAAAACCUCUGUCGUCAUUUUGUCAAAAGUAUAUACUGUAAGCAAGCUUGA